UUCGAACGUAUUUAAUGACCUGAAUAUUAUAUAUCAAUUUCAGUAGUUACUAAUCUGUAGGAAUAAUUGCGUGUGUACAUUUUUCAUUUAGCUUAGUGCAUGCAUCGACGAAAUUACAAUUGCUUUACUUUGCUUAAGUUAAUUUGCAGAGUAAAAUCUUAGUGCAUUAUGAAGGACGAAAAGGUUCCAUUCGCAUGUGAUAAUCUACAAAAUAUUGAAUUACAUUGAAAUAUUUCAUCUAGAAAAUUGUCUUUCUUUGUAAUAAAAUAAAUAAAUUUUCUUAAGUAUCCCAUAUCAGUGGUAAAUACUUUAUUUAAGAUUUAAUGGCAAGCAAUAAAUACUUUUCUUCGUUCACUAAAAAAGUCUUAUUAUUUUCUCCAGAAGUGAUAAACGUUACGUAGCAAUAAAUAAGUUGGAAGUAUUUAGAUUAGUAUGUGGAUUCCUUUCAAUGACAGGGAAAGCGAAUUUAUAAUGUUCUUGGAUCGUACGAUACUUGAUUGUAAUUACCAAUUUGCAGCUUCCCGCGUUGCACUUGCUCACAUUUGCUCAGCCGCGUGAAGAUACUAAACACUGUCUGUCCUUAUGAGUAUCUUUUGAAGUACCGUGGAAGUAGUAAUCUGUAAAUUUUACUCAAAGGAGGAUGCCAGUAACUAAACGUAUUCCAUGCCCCUCGCGAUCUGACGGUGGUAGCAGUGAAAGCCCAUUACUUGUGGAAGAAGGAGAAACAGUCGGUGCCCCUCAUAGUCCACGAAGUAAACAUAAUCAUAGCCAUUCACAUGCCAAUCCCCAUAGGUCGCACAGUUAUCGCCAUGAGAAACCGAAACAGUUAAUAAAAUACGGAGAAUUAGUUAUUUUAGGAUACAAUGGAUUUCUCCCUCCAGGAGAUAGAGGAAGGCGAAGAAGUAAGUUUGUUCUGUUUAAGAGGCCUGUACCGAACGGCGUGAAACGCAGCAAACACUAUAUCGUAAAAACACCUCACAGUUCGCAAGCUAUUCUUAACACGAAACAGCAUUCAAUAUCAUAUACCUUAUCCCGAACGCAAGCUGUUAUCGUGGAAUACACCGAAGAUGAGGGAACCGAUAUGUUUCAGGUCGGACGUUCCUCCGAAUCUCCGAUCGACUUCGUAGUUAUGGACACGUGCGCGGGAGGCAACGAUGGAACGAACGAGGGACGCGUUGCCCAGAGCACGAUUAGCAGGUUUGCCUGUCGGAUUUUAGCCGACCGAGCGGAUUCGAGAAUCGCGAGAAUAUAUGCGGCAGGUUUCGAUAGUUCGAGGAAUAUCUUCUUAGGGGAAAAAGCUACCAAGUGGCAAGAGAAUCGCGAGAUCGAUGGACUGACGACGAACGGCGUACUGAUAAUGCACCCGCGGGGUCAGUUUUGCGGCGGGGAGGCUCAGUGCGGUUUCUGGAGGGAAGUGAGCGUGGGCGGCGGAGUUUUCUCGUUAAGGGAGAGUCGAAGCGCCCAGCAGAAGGGGAACGUCGUGGAAGACGAGAACAACAUUUUACAAGAUGGGACGCUGAUCGACCUCUGCGGUGCUACGUUGCUCUGGAGAUCGGCCGAAGGGCUCGCAAAGUCUCCGACGAAGCACGACUUGGAGGAGUUAGUCGACGCCAUAAACGCCGGGAGGCCGCAAUGCCCGGUCGGUCUGAACACCUUAGUUAUACCACGCAAAGCAGCUGCGGACUCCACCCAACAGCAACCGUAUGUUUAUUUGAAGUGCGGACACGUACAAGGCCACCAUGAUUGGGGUCAGGAAAAAGACAAAGCCACGAGAAGAUGUCCGAUGUGUUUAGUAGCUGGUUCGGUAGUCAAACUUUCUAUGGGGAUAGAGCCCGCAUUUUACGUUGAUUGUGGCCCACCUACUUACGCAUUUAGACCCUGUGGACAUAUGGCUACGGAGAAAACUGUUAAAUAUUGGGAAAAAGUAGCGAUACCACAUGGUACAAAUGGUUAUAUUGCAAUUUGCCCGUUUUGCGCGGUUCCGCUUGAAGGAACCCCAGGAUACGUGAAACUCAUUUUCCAAGAUAAUGUAGAUUAAGGUUCGUUUACGUAUGGUCGUGAGUAUGUGUAGAAACCAUUAACUUCUUAUAAAGUGCAAGAAUUAUUAAAAUUAAUAAAAUGUAAAUAAUCUUAAUACAAGUAUAUAAACAAACUUCUGUUUCUCUUCCUCGAUAUGAAUUUAAGAAAAAUUUUCUAUGUACAAAUAGCUCCACACGGUAAUUAUUAAGUAAAUGGCUCUUGAAAUAAACAUCCCUUCUUAUACAGUAUUAUUCAUAUAUAUGUAUAUAUAUAUAUAUACGCAUAUACGUGUGUGUGUAUAUAUAUAUAUGUAUGUUACUCUUUCAAUGUACCGUCGAAUUAGUAGUUUAAGUUAAAAAUGUACAUUUCCAAAAAAAGCAAGUUUAUUUUAUACCUUUAUAAAAAUCUGCCUUCUUUUUGUAAACUAGUAAGAAAAGCAUUGUUAUCGUUAUUUGUAUUUAUUUUCUAAUUAUUCAUA
This is a messenger RNA of Nomia melanderi (Alkali bee), 2497 nucleotides long. It is a transcript of the gene Pli, whose product is annotated as E3 ubiquitin-protein ligase pellino. Gene Ontology annotation, biological process: regulation of Toll signaling pathway; protein polyubiquitination. The record is from RefSeq and is a predicted model, not a curated record. Gene Ontology annotation, molecular function: protein binding; ubiquitin protein ligase activity. Lineage: Eukaryota; Metazoa; Arthropoda; Insecta; Hymenoptera; Halictidae.